GACACAUAGACGCGUUGUUGGGAACCAGAAAGGUGAAUUUUGAUAAACUUGAACACAUACCAAUUCCGGAGUAAAUAACAUGGUUCUGGGAGGUUUUAUUUUUAGAAAAUUAUUGGGAACAUAGAAAAGCAUGACUCUUGCUAACAACAAUUUUGCCGUAGCGGACUGGAUUAUAUUUGCCGGAAGCCUUUUUCUUUCGGGAUGUAUCGGGAUUUACCAUGCAAUUUCUGGCGGAAAACAGAGGACUACGAAGGAUUUUCUGAUGGGAAAUCGAAAACUGAAGACACUUCCUGUAGCUGUAUCAAUCUUGGUUUCCUUCUUGUCCGCCAUUUUGAUUUUAGGCGCACCAGCAGAAAUGUAUACGAAAGGCACCCAAUAUUACAUGAAUGUCUUCGGCCAGAUGGCAGCUGUUGUCUUGGGAACGAUUCUCUUCGUUCCUUUGUUCUAUCCUCUUAAACUUACCAGCAUGUUUGAGUACGUUGAACUCCGCUUUAAAUCGAGAGCAACACGUUUGACAGCAACUGCCAGGGCCGUAACUGCCGAUGAGCUGAUAUACACCGGAGUGGCAUCGUUUGCUCCAUCAACAGCCCUACAGGCUGUAUCUGGAUUUCCGGAAUGGGCCUCGUUUUUACUGAUUGGAUGUGUGUGCACGUUCUACACAUUCAUGGGUGGCCUUAAAGCUGUGGUGUGGGUCGAUGCUUUCCAGUCCAUCAUCAUGUUCGGCAGUCUACUAGCAAUCAUAAUCAAAGCUACUGUUGAAGUUGGCGGUUUUGGAAAUGUCUGGGAAUUAAAUGAUGACUGGGGUCGGAUAGAUUUUUGGAAUUUUGACGUUGACCCAACAAUACGUCAUACUUUUUGGGCCCUAACUCUUGGAGGAAUGGUGAACUGGAUCGGAACUUUUGGCGCCAGUCAGCAGAGUAUGCAGAGGUUUUGUGCCCUCCCGUCACUGAGACAAGCCAAAAUAGCCGUCCUCCUGAACUGUGUGGGAGUGUCUGUGAUGGUGACCUGUGCAUGUGCAGCUGGUAUAUCUGUAUUUGCGUACUACGUCAUGAAAGGAUGUGAUCCAUACACCAACAAAGACAUCAAAAAUACAAACCAGAUUAUUCCGAAUUUUGUAAUGGAGAAGCUGAAUUUUCCAGGAAUACCGGGCCUUUUCAUUGCUGGUCUUUUCAGUGGAGCUUUAAGUACGGUAUCAUCGAAUCUAAGUUCUUUGGUAGCCACGGCGUGGGAAGACGUCAUCAAACCACACGUUCACCAUAAGUCGGACUUCGUGCAAACGUGGAUAACAAAAUGUUUAGUUCUGGUUUUUGGGGCCAUCGGUGUCGGAGUUGCCUUUAUCGUGAAAACUUUAGGUGGGACUGUAUUACAGGUAUCUCUGAGUUUUAUGGGAGCCUCUGGUGGAGCCCUGAAUGGAUUUAUAGUGCUGGGGGCCUUCUUUCCGUGUUGUAAUUGGAUUGGAGCAAUAGUAGGUCCUAUCGUGUCUUAUGCUGUCAUGAUGUGGAUUGGCAUCGCCAAGUACAGUGUCAUAGGAGUUGAAGAAAAGCUUGAUUUUCCCACGCAAAACUGCCCUGUCAAAAACACAAGCACCUCACUGUUCACCACCCAGAUUACACCUUACCCAAUGACGGCUAACACCAACAUGAUUACGACAGUGAACACCCAUGUUUCUGCGUCACCAGAUGAGCUGUCUGGAUUGGACCGCCUGUAUUCGCUGUCCUACCUCUGGUACGCCACUCUCGGAUUAAUUAUAUCCGUCGUGAUCGGUUUAAUUGUUAGUUUUAUUACAGGGCCUACAAAACCUAAAGAUCUUGACCCUGCUUAUUUGAUCCCUUGGUGUGACAGACUUUGUUGUUAUCUUCCGUCAUCAUUCAGGUCUUACUGUUACUGUGGAGUCGACCAUGAAAAUCAGGAGCCAGUACUCGCCAUACGGUACGGGAACUCUGUAGAGGACAAGGAAGGGAAUGAACCACAAGUAUUCGUUUUAUCAAAGGACAACAACAUCAAUAACCAACAUCAGCUGGUCGAUGUUAAGCACAAUAAACCGGAAAAGGGAUUUUUGGUUCAUUAAUUACUAUGCACAGUAAAACACGAUUAUAAAGAGCGUUCGUUAUUAAGAGAAUUCACGCUUAUUACAAAGUGACAUUUCCCUGCGAAAGGUAAAUACUGAACAAUUUAUUGGAUAUAAGGAAAGAUGAUUAAGAUGAACUGUUUUUCUCUGACCCUUCAAGUUUACUAUAACCGUGUUUUACUGUAUAAUGGAAGUUUGAGUGUAAUGAACUGUUUUUCGCUGGCCAAAGAGAUUCACUAUAACAGUUUUUUUUACUGUAUGAUGAAGUUUGGUUAUAAUGAACUGCCCUGGAGGUUCACGAUAACCGUGGUUUACUGUUCAAUGAAGUUUCGUUAUAAUGAACAGUUUAACGCUGUCCUAGAGGUUCGCUAUAUCCGUGUUUACUGCACGUUAGUAAAAUAGGUUCUGUUUCCGUCUCGGAAAGUGAUGUUGAUGUUGAGAGAUCUGCUUGUGAUGUCUAUAUCACGUCCUAUAUCAACCAUUUCCUACUCCAUAACAGACAGUGUCACCAGUGUUUUCUUCUUUAUAAUCCAUUCAUUCCCAGGAUAGUAGAACUUGAUGACUGUAUGAUUGAGAUUAAAACACUUUAAUUAGAAUGGUGGAUAACAAAAACUUUUGGAUUCUUGAAACAUUUGUUUGCUACAAAAUAUAAUUAUUCAUCAUUGUCUAUAUCUGAUGUUCGAUGUCAUUUUAUAACAUUGUAUAUAAGCUUCUUUCGUACUUAGUGAUAUCGUUAAUGAAAUUACAUGAGAUUGAUCAACGUUCGUUGUCUUAUCUCUCUCAUGAAGGCUCACUGUUAGGACUGAGCUAUUUGUACAGUACGUACACAGGCUACGGGAACCAUAUUUACAUGUAUGAGGAAUACUUUAAUUGUACAAUAUUUACGCAUGCUCUGAAAACUAUUUCAUUUAUGCUUUUUUUCGUGCAGUAUAUACAUGCACAAGUAAAAUCACUAUAUUUGUGAGCGACAAGUUGUCGUUGCAUGAAAAAUAUACAUGUAGCUUUUGGGUGUUGCUCUUAUGGUUUUAAAAUCUGUUUUGAAUUCAAUGAGAACGAUUAUGCUAAGCAUAUGUAUUUUUGGCAUCCUGAUUCACAUCCUUGUUUGCAGAUCACAUGGAGAAGGUUUAAUGAAUACAGUAUAUUUGAUUUGUUUUAAGGGGAGCAGGACAUUUUCAGAUAUUGUCAACAUAUUCAGAUUUUGUAUUCGGUGUCAUUGAUUGUGUAAAAUAGUAAAAACAUAUUUUUCUCAAUUAAAGAUUCAUUAUGAUAAACGUAAUUACAUAUAUACAGGGUUAUUUUCGCCCCGUGUUAUUUUCGCCUUUUUACACGUGCAGACAGUUUCGCCCCGUUCUAAAUUCGCCCAGACAUAGUUGUGUUAAAAGAGAGAUAUGAAAGAAAAUAAUUUCGCUAAAUUCGCCCAGUGACAACGAGUGGAAAAGGGACGAAAAUAAAUCGGGGGGCGAAUAUUUCCCUGUAUACAGUACAUAUGUUGUUACAUUAGAUCUGCACUGCUAUCUGUCCACUGUUCUACAUAUGUAUAUACAUGUACCUAUAUUUACA
Ostrea edulis (European flat oyster) is the source of this 3628-nucleotide messenger RNA. RefSeq names its product sodium-coupled monocarboxylate transporter 1-like. Gene Ontology annotation, molecular function: symporter activity. The coding region runs from base 131 to 2068 and encodes 645 amino acids. The record is from RefSeq and is a predicted model, not a curated record. NCBI's taxonomy places the organism in Eukaryota, Metazoa, Mollusca, Bivalvia, Ostreida, Ostreidae. Gene Ontology annotation, biological process: sodium ion transport; transmembrane transport. Gene Ontology annotation, cellular component: membrane. The transcript is spliced from 17 exons.